Molecule: messenger RNA, 2152 nt
Organism: Nymphaea colorata (pocket water lily)
Lineage: Eukaryota; Viridiplantae; Streptophyta; Magnoliopsida; Nymphaeales; Nymphaeaceae
Product: D-amino-acid transaminase, chloroplastic
Exons: 6
Coding region: 563-1750 (395 amino acids)
Biological process (GO): carboxylic acid metabolic process
Molecular function (GO): catalytic activity
Source: RefSeq, a predicted model, not a curated record
UGCUUCCUGCAAGUGAGAACCAAGCUUCUCCAAGUUUUCGCCUCUCCAAGGAAUUGUCAAGUUCCUGGUUUCCUAAACAAACUUCUUGAGAGGUGAGAUGCCCUCGUAGAUAGAAGUGUGCAGUAACUAUGGCUACCACAGAGUGGAGCUAGCAAAAAUCAGCGGAUGGCUCUGCCACCAACCCAUGGUGAAGUGGCUGGAAAUGGAGAGUCAUUGGAGAUUAUCCCAAAAGAAGACACAUUAGGAGCAAGGAUAGAAUUUUUGGUACUGCUGGGGCUCUAGUUGCAACAAUGAGAGAGAAAAAGUGGCAUCUGUAGCCAUUUGAUUAAUUCCCACUUGGACGUUUGAUGAUCAGCGCUUCUCCCCAACAAAAAUGACGCCACCUCGCCGGAAGCUGUGGGCGUGGCAAACAAGGAUGAGAAAAGGGCUCCCGACACGAAGAACUGGUGCUAAUCUGCGAAGGAAUUUGCUUUAGUGAAGGGGGAUUGACGUUUUCUUCGACGUCUCUGUAUUUGCCGUCUUCUUUGCCUCGUGUCGUCCCUCUCGUUACUUGCGGUGACCCAUGGAUACCCUAGCAGCUAUCUUGUCUCCAAAAAUUGGAAACAUAUCACGGCGGCCGAUUCAAACUGGCGGAGAAAAUUGCUCUCUUAAGAAGUACCUACCGCAUCUUCAUUUAAAGGGUCGAGCUGGUCUUGCAGAGAUCCGAUGCGCGAUUGGUGAUUCUUCUCCUAGAGAAGCCAUGGCAGUAGAUUUGUGUACCAACGCUCCUGGAUACAGUGUUUCCCUUCUAUCAACAUCAGAGGUCCUUGACAGAUUGAAUGAGAAUCAGUGGAAUAGGCAGUCAAAGCAGCAGUUCUUAGCCAUGUAUUCCAGUAUUUUUGGUGGCAUAACUACAGACCCAGCUGUAAUGGUAAUCCCAAUGGAUGAUCACAUGGUUCAUAGAGGCCACGGUGUUUUUGACACAGCAACUGUAGUUGAUGGGUUUCUCUAUGAAUUAGAUUCACAUCUUGAACGCUUCCUGAGGUCUGCUAAAAUGGCGAGAAUUACAUUGCCCUUUGAUUUACCAAUCAUGAGAGCUAUACUCAUCCAAACUGUCAGUGCUUCUAAAUGUAGAAAUGGGUCGCUGAGAUAUUGGCUUUCUUCAGGACCUGGUGAUUUCCUUUUGUCUCCAUCUUGUCGUGAAAAUCCUUCUCUUUAUGCAGUUGUGAUCCAAGAUCAGUCUUUGCCCAAUUAUGGAGGUGUUAAAGUUGUAACAUCAACUACACAGAUAAAGUCUCCACAAUUUGCAACCAUGAAAAGUGUAAAUUACCUGCCCAAUGUUCUGUCAAAGAUGGAGGCAGAGGAUCAAGGUGCUUUCGCCUCAAUUUGGUUAGACGAUGAAGGCUUUGUUGCAGAAGGUCCAAAUAUGAAUGUUGCAUUUAUCACAGAAGGAAAAGUGCUGUUGAUGCCACGUUUUGAUAAAAUUCUCUCUGGGUGCACAGCAAAAAGAAUUUUAGUUCUUGCAGAAAGGUUGGUAAAAGAUGGAAGGCUUAAUGGAAUUAAAGUGGGAAAUGUUGCAGUUGAAGAGGGGAAGGCUGCCUCAGAAAUGAUGCUCAUCGGCAGUGGUACUCUGGUACGGCCUGUCAUACAGUGGGAUGAACAGCUCAUAGGCAAUGGGGAAGGAGGGCCUAUAGCUUCAGCUCUUUUGGAUCUUCUGCUGGAUGAUAUGAAAAAUUCCCCUACUUCAAUUCGCAUACCAGUUCCUUAUUGAGCAAGUAGCUUCACUUUGUAUAGAAAUUGCACGCUGGUGUCUAGUGUUCCCACUUAUGCAAACAAUUGGUCAUAAAGCUCCCUUCAUAAUCAUGUGGCAUUGAAGCCUGCUGGAGCUAUGAAGACAAGGAUGAUGGUAUCUUAAUUACAUGUCGCCUUGCAAUUCAUUUGGGCAGCAAAUGCCGCGUCUAUUUUCUAUUUAUUCCUCUAAGCAGUCUGCUGGUCAACUAAAGGUCUCGGCAGUUUUCUUCGGCAAGAAGGAUAUGAACUCCAAGGAAAUUGAGUCGGCCUUAGAGAGUCAGGCGACUAGACUUUCGGUUUGAAAAGCUAGACACGUAAUGCAAGUUCUUCAAUUCCUAAGCUCGCAGUAAUGAAAAUAACAUAAUAACCAGUUUGACUUUGA